UGCGAGUCAAUGGCGAUGGGUCGAAUCGAGGCAUGAUCGCGCAGCCGCUGCUGGAAGUUCGCGUUGAUGCUGUGAAAGGCCGAGGGCUGUAUACGCUUGAGGCGGUCGAAGAGAAUGCAGUCGUUCUGCGGGACGACCCCAUCGCUGUGGCCUCGAUGGACGCGCCGCGGAUGUCGUGUGCAGUUUGCAAACGGUUCGUCGGGUCGAUCCAGCUGCACUUGCUCGUGCUUGCCGAACAGGUCAACGUGGACUCGCAUGUAAGGUCGAAUGAAGACAUGACACUGCUUCCAACCAUGGAGACUGACCUCUCGCUUCCCAACCUUCCAUCGCCUGUCGUCCCGGCGUACAUGACGUUGUAUCCGUCUGCGGCCGCUCCGUCCAUCGUGUGCUCGCAGGCAUGCCGCGACAUCCUGCACGUGCAACCGACGCACGUUUUCACCCCAUCGCAAUCAUUCGAAGCAUUGUCGGGUCCAGGUCUCGACUCGGAUCACAUCCUUCUCGUGGCGACCCUCAUGGCGAUCGUUCUCCACCGCCUCUCGAUGCAGACAACGUUGUACUGGGAAGAUGCCGUGCACGACAUUUUGAACCUAUGCGUCGCUCGUGCCACGCCACCGCUCAACGUGAAGGUCCUGAAAGCAGCCUUCCAGAACGUCAUGGCGAUUUUCACCGCGCCGUCGUCGUCCUCCGAGCCGGCGGGUGCAGUGCAGUACUUCCACGACCGCAUGACGCUCGACAUGUUUGAGCGCUUCGUUGGCAUUGUUCAAGCCAACGCGGUAGGUGUCCAAGUGCCGUCUCCGAUCUCGCGGUACUUUGCUGCGUGUGAAGACGACCCAUCGAUCAAGACCGUCCUUGUCGCCCGCGCGUCGACGCUCGUGGAGGCUGCGCUGAACAAACUGUGCGAGGACGAGACCAGCGGUGACGAAGGCUCGCAAGAGCAUGGCGAUGACGAGCCGGACGACGACAGUGAAGACGGAGACACGAUCGAGUUUGUGUGGCCCCAGGACUCGUCCAACAGCGACGCGGCGACGCUGUGCUUUUCAUCCAGCGUCCUGCCCGACCUCGGCGGGCUUGCGCUCUUCCCUCGCUUCUCCAUGCUCAACCAUUCGUGCGACCCGUCGUGCGCGCUGGCGUACACUGACGACACAGCCCAGAUCACUGUGUUUGCGCUGCGGCCGCUCGGCCCUGGCGACGAGCUCACCAUUUCGUAUCUCGACGCGACCGCGCCGUUCAAGACCCGGCAAGACGAGCUGCACACGCGCUACGGGUUUACGUGCACGUGCCGUCGGUGCAUUUCCCACCCAACCGACGCGUCCAAGAAGAAGCGCCAGCGAGUCGCUUAGCGCUGGCGUCCACAUGACGUGGGCAAAACCCCUGGAUAAAUUACGUGCCACUUUGUCAAUAAAUAUGUGUUCCUGACCA
Aphanomyces invadans is the source of this 1419-nucleotide messenger RNA. RefSeq lists its product as hypothetical. Gene Ontology annotation, cellular component: nucleus. The transcript has a single exon. The coding region runs from base 33 to 1340 and encodes 435 amino acids. The record is from RefSeq and is a predicted model, not a curated record. Gene Ontology annotation, molecular function: protein binding. Lineage: Eukaryota; Oomycota; Saprolegniomycetes; Saprolegniales; Verrucalvaceae.